Molecule: messenger RNA, 939 nt
Organism: Vigna unguiculata (cowpea)
Lineage: Eukaryota; Viridiplantae; Streptophyta; Magnoliopsida; Fabales; Fabaceae
Product: putative caffeoyl-CoA O-methyltransferase At4g26220
Molecular function (GO): S-adenosylmethionine-dependent methyltransferase activity; O-methyltransferase activity
Source: RefSeq, a predicted model, not a curated record
GAGACGCAUUGUAAGUCCAACAGAAGAAAAAAACAAAGAGAAAUAGAAAUGUCCUCUAAUCCAAUAAUACUGCAGAGUGAGAAGUUGACAAAGUAUAUACUGGAGACUAGCGUUUACCCUCGAGAAGCAGAGACUCUCAAAGAGCUCAGGAAUGCCACUGCAACACACCCUUGGGGCUUCAUGGGUGCUGAUCCUGAUGCGGGUCAGCUAAUGGCCUUGCUCUUGAAGCUGUUGAAUGCUAAAAAGACCAUUGAAGUGGGAGUUUUUACAGGAUACUCUCUUCUCCUCACUGCACUCACCAUUCCAGAUGAUGGAAAGGUUAUAGCCCUAGAUCCAGAUAGAGAAGCUUAUGAGAUAGGACUACCAUUCAUUAAGAAGGCUGGUAUAGAGCACAAGAUCGACUUCAUACAGUCACCAGCUUUACCUGUUCUUGAUAAACUAUUACAAGAAGAUUCAAAUAAGGAUAGUUUUGAGUUUGCUUUCGUUGAUGCUGAUAAAGAUAACUACUGGAAUUACCACGAGCGGCUUCUUAAACUGGUGAAGAUUGGUGGGUUAAUAAUCUAUGAUAACACCCUCUGGGGUGGAACUGUUGCAUGGCCUGAAGAGGAUGUUCCAAUACCCAGAAGAAAAUACAGACAGUCUGUUGUAGCUUUCAACAAAGCCAUUGCAGAUGAUUCUCGUGUUGAAAUUUCUGUUGUUUCAAUUGGUGAUGGCUUCACUAUUUGCAGGCGUGUUCAAUGAACACCAUUUCAGAAUGUUUCGUACUAUGAUCCAAGUUAACUUGACGUACUAUGUUUUUGGUUUUUCAUUCUGCUUUUUUCUGUGGGUGGUUAAAAUUGAUUUCCCUCAAACUGUGGGGCUUAUGAUUUUGACUGUAAUGCGAAUCACCGAGUGUUGCUAUUUACUAUUAAUAAAAUAAAACGUGUGAUUCUUUAUCUA